CGAGAGGCGCUGCUGGCGGUGCUGCUGCUGGCGCUGGUGCUGGCGAUGGUGGUGGUGAGGACGAGGGCGGGCUGUUCGGCUGGUGCGAGGAGGUGGCGCGUGUCCUGCUGGUGCAGAUGGCUCGUGAGGGUGUGCACCACCUAGCCCAGAUGGAGCAGGUGCUGCAGGCGCGCGCGCAGCUGCUGGCCGCACGGCCACCACCGCACCCGCACCCGCACCCGCACCCGCACCCGUCUCAGGUGGACCCUCCAGCGGGCACCCCGGGGGGCACUCCCGCCACUGCUGCUCCGCUGCAGCCAUCAACACUGACACACCCUGACGUCCCUACCUCCACCUCCGCCUCCGCCACCUUCACCGCCGUCGCUCCCCCUGCGCUGGGGCUGCUGUCUCAGCGAGUGGCCGACGUGCUGGCGGCCUGGCGCGGCCUGCCCCCCGCUGCCCGGCUGUGGGGGGCGCUCGCGCACAACCUGGCGCACUGGGAGGCGGUCAGGAGGCCCCUGGCGCUGACGGCGGGGGUGCUGGGGGCGCCGGCAGCAGCAGCAGCAGCAGAGGAGCAGGCGGGUGCAGCGGUGGGUAAGGGCAGCGCUGGCGGCGGCGGCAGUCGUACGGCGGAUGUGGUGGCG
Messenger RNA from Astrephomene gubernaculifera, 623 nucleotides. The record is from the annotation of a GenBank genome assembly. Lineage: Eukaryota; Viridiplantae; Chlorophyta; Chlorophyceae; Chlamydomonadales; Astrephomenaceae.